Pelodiscus sinensis (Chinese soft-shelled turtle) is the source of this 1779-nucleotide messenger RNA. NCBI's taxonomy places the organism in Eukaryota, Metazoa, Chordata, Testudines, Trionychidae. The record is from RefSeq and is a predicted model, not a curated record.
CGACUCUGCCAAGCUCUGGCAGGGAGCAAAUGCAAACAGCCGACUGCCUGAGCCCGUCUCGGAGUCUGGGGCCAGCCCCUGCUCUGUUAACCACCCCCCACCAUGCUGCGGCUCUGCCUGGCACUGCUGGCCACGGCCCAGCUCGGGUGCUCGGCCCCCUCGGCGGGGCCGCCGCCCCCGGGGGCGCAGUGCAUCGAGCACGACUGCUUCAGCGUGGUCUGGGGGCGGGGGGUGUUCUCCGAGGCCGGCCGGCUCUGCGCGGCCAGCGGGGGGCAUCUCAUGACGGUGCGAUCCACGGUGGCAGCGGACGCCAUCUCCCUGCUGGUGCCGCGCCAGGGCGCCGCCAGCCUGGGGAUCGGGCUGCAGCUGCCCCAGGACCAGCAGUGCCCGGAGCCCGGCCGCAGGCUGCGGGGCUUCCGCUGGGUCACGGGCGAUGAGAGCACGGACUACGCCAACUGGAAGCCGGGCGACCCCAGCUGCGGGCCCCAGUGCGUGGCCGUGGCCCCGGACCUCUUGUGGGAGGCGAAGCAGUGUGACUCCGAAGCAGACGGCUUCCUGUGUGAGUACAAUUACCCCGGCACGUGCCCCAAGCUCUCCCCGGGGGCAGGCCUGGUGGUGACCUACACCACCCCCUUCGGGGUGCGGGACAGUGACCUCCUGGCCCUCCCGCCCCAAAGCACGGCCUCGGCCCCUGGCCUGGGCGUGGAGCUGGUGUGCCAGGAGCACAGCAGCGGGGGCUGGCGAUGGAGCUCAGCCAGCCGGGGGGCCUGGCACUGCCAGCUGGAGAACGGGGGCUGCGAGCAAUCGUGCCAGUGGGACGGCGGGAGCCCGCGCUGCGCCUGCCCCCAGGGGGAGCAGCUGGAGCAGGACGGACGCGGCUGCUCUUCCCUGUGCGCCAACGCGCCCUGCGAGCACUUCUGCACCCCGGACACGGGGAACUUCACCUGCAUCUGCUCCGAGGGCUACGAGCUGGCGGGGGACGGCGUCCAUUGCAAGGACAUUGAUGAAUGUGAAGCCACGCCGGGCGUCUGUGAGCAGGUUUGCACCAACACCGACGGGGGCUUCCACUGCGAGUGCCACCCGGGCUACGAGAUGGUGGACGGCAAGUGUGAGGACGUGCUGGAUUGCGAGGAAGGCAAGUGUGAGUACAAGUGUGAGGAUGUGCCAGGCGGCUACAGCUGCAGCUGCUUUGAUGGAUUCAUUAUACACCCUGAAAACCCGCACAAAUGUGCCAGAUUUUGUAACCAGACAGAAUGCCCAGCAGACUGUGACCCCCACACUCUGGAUAGUUGUUACUGCCCCGACGGCUUUAUUCUGAACGAGGGUGACAGGGGUGAAAAGACCACACUCUGGAUAGGCGAUGGGGGAGACAAGGUGUGUCAGGAUGUGGACGAGUGUGAGCAGGGCUAUUGUGACCAGCUCUGCACGAACGAGCCAGGCCACUACAGGUGUCACUGCCAGGAGGGGUACGUCCUCUCUGACCAGCGCACGUGUUCUCCUGAGGAGGAGUCGUCAGGUGAGACGGAGCCCUACCCCAAAACAGUGGCUCCCACCCGCGCCCCACCAAAGGCAGACAGCCUCCACCCCGGAGCGCUGAUCGGAAUCAGCAUGGGCAUCCUGGCCACGCUUUUGGCCCUGCUGGCCAUUCUCUACCACCUGGUGAAGAAGCACUGCCCGGCCCGCGGCACCAUGGAUUAUAAAUGCAGCAAGAGCACGGAAAAGGAAGUGGUGCUGCAGCAAGUUACCCCCAGGUGCCCUUCUGCCAGCCAGAAACUGUGA